ACUUGUGGUUGACGUGUACACGAUGGACAUCGAUGACAAAACAGUACUGGCGGAAGUUGAUACAUUGAACUUGGAUAUUCCGUUCGCAUUAUUCGUUAAAUUUUUUUUAGGGUGGAAUUGUCAAAAACAUCUACAAAUUUUUCUCCGCUACCUAAUUCCAGUAGUCUGUUUCAUCUUGUUUAUUAUUGAUUUUUGUGAUUGGGUGUACAAUGGUCACGAAAGCACUUACGAAGUCGGCAAGGUGCUGAGUUAUCAACAAAGUCCCAUAAUUUCUUUGUUAAGUUAUAUGACCAGCCAGAUUUCGUAUAUGACCGCAUCGGCUGUGCUUUUUGGAUUUAUUGCCAAAAGCAGUCACAUCCGGUCCGCCCUGUAUCAGAUGACAAAUGCCGGUUAUUGUGGCACUGCCCGCCAUGGAGUCAACAGCAACAACAUCAUGGUCAGUGCGCGCAUUAAAUGGUUGUACUUUGGCUACUUCUCACUGGCUGUGGCAGCGACCAUUCACGUGGCGACCUCUCUGGUGUUUUUUUACGACGCGCUGGUGGCCACCCGUGACCAGUUCUGGAAACCGGAACCGUACUUCGUCUGGCAUAUUCCAUCCGGUCUGAAUGACCUUUUCCAGCGCAUUCCGCUGUUGUUUGCGCGACUGCUGCCGUUUGUUUUCUAUGUGCUUUAUUAUUAUCUGGCGACACUGCUGACCAAUAGAAUUGUCAGUCUCAAUGUCAAAUUGAACUUGUCCAUACUGGGAGUGAAACUGGAUUCGGUUUGCUUUGAGAGCAGUUUGUUGUUGCUGCAAGCGGAAGAUGAAGAAUUGGCCACGAUUGUUGGUUCGCUGAGCAGCGGCUUUUCUUUGGUAUUAGCGGGAGGGAUUUUUGGUAGUUUCCUGCAGAUCUGCUCUUCGACGGCACUGUGUUUCGUGUCGAAUAUGUUUUCCACGCCAUGGAGUUAUAUCCGGCAAGCAAUUUUUAUUGCCGCUACAUUGAUUGUGUUGCUGAUGUUCUUGCUGUCUGGAGCUCGGUUACACGAAGCGGGAAAAGAAGCGAAACGCUUAUGGACAGACCUGAUUAUUUCGCACCAGGACUAUCGAAAAAAGAUCUUGCCCAACGUAGACGAUGCUAGACUGAUGUUCUCCCUCUACAGAAUUAGUCAACGAAGUGAAUGUUUAACCUUGGCCGAUUUCGUACACCUGACGAGAAGCAUUGCAGCAACAUUUGUCUUCGCAUUUAUCGGAUAUCUAUGCUUUUUGGUGGAAAGGUCAGAACAUUUCCAGACGGAUGAAAAAUUAACGGAUGCUCUGCGGAACAAUCUGACACUGGUUCAUAACGUCAACGUGACUCAUAGUUGACGAUAAAUUACAUACUUAUAAACUGACUGAUUUAGCUGAAACUCGAUCAAGCAUGACAGUACAGUAUAUUGCUUCUGAAAUUUAUUAACUUGUCAUGUUAGCAUUAAUACUGUGUCUGACGGCACGGUACGUAUUAAACUACCAGUAU
Messenger RNA from Paramacrobiotus metropolitanus, 1490 nucleotides. RefSeq lists its product as uncharacterized. The coding region runs from base 23 to 1342 and encodes 439 amino acids. The transcript is spliced from 4 exons. The record is from RefSeq and is a predicted model, not a curated record. Lineage: Eukaryota; Metazoa; Tardigrada; Eutardigrada; Parachela; Macrobiotidae.